Molecule: messenger RNA, 349 nt
Organism: Drosophila navojoa
Lineage: Eukaryota; Metazoa; Arthropoda; Insecta; Diptera; Drosophilidae
Gene: acj6
Product: abnormal chemosensory protein 6
Biological process (GO): regulation of transcription by RNA polymerase II
Molecular function (GO): DNA-binding transcription factor activity, RNA polymerase II-specific; RNA polymerase II cis-regulatory region sequence-specific DNA binding
Source: RefSeq, a predicted model, not a curated record
CUCUUUACCUCCCAUUCGAUCCUUUUGCAGAUGCACCAUUCAAUGGAUCAGCUGGACAUGCUGGACCCGACGGGCUCGAUGACAACGUUAGCCCCCAUAUCGGAGUCACCAUUAACGCCCACACAUCAGCACCUGCACGGUUCCUAUCACAGUAUGAAUCACAUGAUGAGCCACCACCAUCCGGGCACGUUAAGUGGCCACACGGCGGGGCACCAUGGACACUCAGCGGUACAUCAUCCUGUCAUAACGGCGGCCGUUGCAGCCGCUGGCCUGCAUCCCGACACAGACACCGAUCCGCGCGAGCUGGAAGCGUUUGCGGAACGAUUCAAACAGCGUCGCAUUAAGCUGG